AUGGCCUCUGUACCCUUACUCAUAAUAUACGCCACUGUGACGGGGAACGCAGAGGAUGUCGCCGAGCGUGUCGCCCGGGAGGCCCUGCGCCGCCACUACACCCCCACCGUCAUGUCGGCGCACGCCUUCCUCAGGGCCCUGGACACCCUCCCCUCCUGGCGCGCUGUCGUGUGGGUGGCCUCCACCACCGGCCAGGGUGAGGCCCCGCCCACGCUGCGCGCUCUGUGGCGGGCCCUGCUCCGCCGCUCCCUUCCCCCCAACCUGCUAGCCGGGCAGGCCGCCGCCGUGUUCGGGCUGGGUGACAGCGGGUACACGCAUUACAACGUGGUGGCCAAAAAACUGUACCGCCGGCUGGAGGGCCUGGGCGCGCUCAUGCUGGGACCGGCGGGCCUUGGGGACGACCGUGCCGCGGGCGGGCACGAGGCCGCGCUGGCCCCCUGGCUCACAGACCUCUGGCACCGGCUGCGGGCCCAGGUGCCCCUGACCCCCGGCCUCACAGAGGCCGCGCCAGAGGACCGCUACACGCGCCCGACGUGCAAGUGGACGGUGGAAGCAGCCGAGGCCGGCAGCUGCCACGCAGCUGCGCAGUCGGCCGCCCUGGCCGCGCACGUCGCGAUCGCGGAGAUGGAGGACGAGGCGGCGCUGGCUUCCGUGCCCGGCGCAGGGGAGAUGUGGGGAGUUGGGCAGGGUGCCACCCCUCCCCACGCCCACGACUCUCCUGCCCGGCCGCUGACUGCCCGUGUGGCGGCCACCAGGCGGCUGACCGCGCCAGACCACUGGCAGGAUGUGCGCCACUUGGAGUUGGAGGUUCCGGGCGCGGAGUACGAGCCGGGCGACGUGCUGAGCGUGCUGCCGCGCCAGGACCCGGCAGCGGUCGUGGCCUUCAUCGAGCGCUGCGGCGCCGGCCUUGCGCCUGGCACGGCGGUGGAGGUGCGGCGCCUGGCGCCGGGGCCGGAAACCGCCGGGCCCACGCCGCGCCACCUGCGCCUCGGCGACCUCGUGGCCGGCACGCUCGACGUCGCCGCCGCGUCGCCGCGCCGCACAUUCUUCGAGGUCCUGCGCGACGCGGCGGGGUCGGGGCUCGAGCGGGAGCGCCUGGAGUACCUCUGCUCCGCGGAGGGGCUGGAAGACCUGGCCACCUACAACCAGCUGGAAGGCGAGCGCGGGCGCACGGUGCUGGAGGUGCUCCAGGACUUCCCCUCCGCCCGGCCGGACCUGGGCUGGCUGCUCACCGCCGUGCCGCGCCUGGCGCCCCGCGCCUUCUCCAUCGCUUCCUCCCCCCUGGCGCACCCGGGCGCGGCGCACCUGACCCUGGCGGUGGUCGGCUGGGUGACGCCCUUCAAGCGCCGGCGGCGCGGUCUCUGCAGCGCCUGGCUGGCCGGGCUGCGGCCGGGGGACGAGCUGCCGGCCUGGACGCAGCGCGGCGCGCUGCGCCUGCCCCCAGACCCGGCCACCCCCCUGGUCCUCGUCGGGCCGGGCACGGGGGUCGCGCCCAUGCGCGCUUUCUUGCAGCACCGCGAGGCCCAGAGGCGGCACGGCGUCCCCGGAGUGGCGCCCAGCCUGCUCUUCUUCGGCUGCCGCAACGUGGACAAGGACUGCCUGUAUGCCGAGGAGUGGGGCCGGCUGCGGGUCGGUAACAUCCUGUCCCUCUACUCCCUUGCGGCGUCCCGCGACCAAGACCACAAAAUCUACGUCCAGGACCGCAUCAGGGAGGCGGCCGCCGCCGUGUGGGAGGCCCUGGACAGAGGUGCGUCGGUGCAUGUCGCGGGAUCCGCAGACAAGAUGCCGGCAGACGUCGCGUCAGCCCUGGAAGACGUGCUGGUGGAGCGGGGGGGCCUGCCUCCUGAAGAGGCCUCCAGGGUGCUGCAGAGGUGGCAGGCCACGGGCCGAUACCAGGUGGAAGCCUGGAGCUGA
This is a messenger RNA of Auxenochlorella protothecoides, 1914 nucleotides long. Its product is annotated as NADPH-dependent diflavin oxidoreductase 1. Gene Ontology annotation, molecular function: flavin adenine dinucleotide binding; FMN binding; oxidoreductase activity. The record is from RefSeq and is a predicted model, not a curated record. Bases 1 to 1914 code for a protein of 637 amino acids. Gene Ontology annotation, cellular component: cytosol. The transcript is spliced from 7 exons. NCBI's taxonomy places the organism in Eukaryota, Viridiplantae, Chlorophyta, Trebouxiophyceae, Chlorellales, Chlorellaceae.